AUGAUUCAUGUCCUUUAUUCUGUUUGCAGUGCUUCAAUUCUGUUGCGCGAGUUCUCAAUUGAACACCUCCCUACAUUGACCAAGGACAUACCAGAAAUAGUGAAUCUCAUCAUUACCUCAGCUUCUGUGACUACUUAUGAUCAGAUUGCUAAGCAGCUUCUCAGAAUGCUUCUGUGUGUCAUGCAGAGAACGGAUGGCCACUUGUGGGGCAGUGUAGUGCAACGAUUGCUUUCAGAGUCAGGGAAAGAGGCCAGUCUAUUCACGCGGUCAUAUUUGGAUGAUGGUCUUUUACUGUUAUUAACAGAAGCGCUCAAUAGUGGUGCCGUUUCCGCUGAUUGCAUACCAGUGAGGGUGUUACGUUGUGCCGAUCGUUCCUUGCAUUCCCCUUCUCACAUAUGUCGAUGUGCAGCAAUAGGAUUCCAUGUUGCUAGAGUAAUGAGCAGAAGACCAGAUUCCAACUCUCUGUUGGUGCUGGAAAAGUUGCUGUGUCAAAUGACCACGGACAUGGAUUCGAGAGUGCGACUCUCAGCUAUUGAAGGAAUCUCGGCGAUGAGCAGAAUUGAGGAUGGCUUAACGGUCCAUGCUUUCAACACAGUCAAAAAUUUGGUUAGCGAUUCUCACAAGCAGGUGCGUAUCAUCGCUUUGCGUAUUCUUCUCAUGUUUGCCAAUAAGAUGCCUAAUUUUCUGAUUGCCAGCAAUUUCUCAAACACAAAUGACGCAAAACUACAACUUUGUGACGAUGCAUUCUCUGUAGUUUGCAAUGCUGUCAAUGAUCAGGAGCCUAUGGUAAGAACUGAAGCAGCUACCAUACUAGGGCAGUUCACUAAAGUUUCUGAUGCAUUCCUUGAACAAACGCUUGACAAAAAGAUGAUGAAGACCGUCCAAGAUGCAAGUGGGAGAGAGCAGGUGAAGAAAGUUCAUCAAUCCAAAUUUUCCAUCAUGCAACCACCUCAGCAACGGGAGUCACGCUGGAAAUCUCACUAUCAGAGCCAAGCACGUCAAAAGCAGUAUGCUUCGGAAUGGUCAUCUGGGAAGGAAUUGAAUGCACGCUGCCCGUCCGCAAUAGCUGCCGCGUCGUCUGAAGAAGACUCUGAAAGUAUUGUUCCGCGAGGAGCAUGCGGUGCUUUCGUAACAGCAUUAGAGGAUGAAUUCAUGUCUGUGCGUAGAGCAGCUGUCUACUCGCUUGGUCGUUUGGCAGCAAACAGACCAGCAUUCGCCACCACUGCUUUGGAUCAUCUGUCUGAUAUGUUUAACGACGAGAUCGUUGAGGUAUCUUCAUGCAGAAACAUCUUUGUUUUUGUUCAUUCUUACUUUCAAGGUCCGUCUCGAUGCAAUUGCUGCUUUGACUCCGCUAAUUGUGCAUGGAGAGUUGCAGAAAGAACAACUAGAAACUGUUCUGAAAUGCUUAGACGUGAGUUGUACUGAAU
This is a messenger RNA of Strongylus vulgaris, 1427 nucleotides long. NCBI's taxonomy places the organism in Eukaryota, Metazoa, Nematoda, Chromadorea, Rhabditida, Strongylidae. The record is from the annotation of a GenBank genome assembly.